Messenger RNA from Paramecium octaurelia, 694 nucleotides. Lineage: Eukaryota; Ciliophora; Oligohymenophorea; Peniculida; Parameciidae. The record is from the annotation of a GenBank genome assembly.
AUGGAUUAAAACAAAUCAAAAUAUACUAUUCCGUCUUUCAUUAUUAAAUUGCAUGCCAUAUUAGAAGACUUAGUAAUGAGUAAUAUAUAUAGCAAAAGAAUAAUUCGUUAAUAAUCACAUGGACACCACAAGGAGAUGCAUUUAUUGUUUUAAAUCCAGAAAUAUUGGAACAAUAAAUACUUCCUUAACAUUUUAAACAUAAUCAUUUUACUUCCUUCUUGCGACAGUUGAACAUGUAUGAUUUUUAGAAGAUUCGAAACCAGAACAAUUAACAAGUGUUUUGGCAUUAAAAUUUCUUAAAAGGACAAGAGUAUUAUUUAAUUUAAAUAUUAGACAUCUCUUAGUUUUGUUGAAAAGAAGUUAAAACAAAUUGUAAUAAAAGCAGAGGUUUAAUCAUCAAUGCUAUUAAACAUUUUUGAUAGAGGAAAUCACUUCAAUAAAAUAAAACUUAAAAUAAGAUGAAUAAUAAUUCACACAUAUUAUUAAUUAGCACGAGAUUAUACUAUAACAGCAUAAAUAAAUUUAUUUGGAUUUACAAUAACAGAGAGAGUAAAUGGAAAUUAAAUACGAGAAAUUGAAUGGACAGGUUUAGGCAAUCAUAAGUUGGUAUAAAGUAGAUUCGACUAGUUAAUAUUUUGAAAGCUGUUCUUAAGAGGAAGAACCGUCAGAAUAUUUUUGUUCCUAAAAUCUCUGA